This is a messenger RNA of Osmia bicornis bicornis, 4414 nucleotides long. RefSeq names its product mitochondrial uncoupling protein 2-like. The transcript has 6 exons. The coding region runs from base 626 to 1579 and encodes 317 amino acids. Gene Ontology annotation, cellular component: mitochondrial membrane. Gene Ontology annotation, biological process: adaptive thermogenesis; mitochondrial transport; response to cold. NCBI's taxonomy places the organism in Eukaryota, Metazoa, Arthropoda, Insecta, Hymenoptera, Megachilidae. The record is from RefSeq and is a predicted model, not a curated record. Gene Ontology annotation, molecular function: oxidative phosphorylation uncoupler activity.
CAGAUCACGCGUUCACAGUGCAAAAAACGCUAUCAGAGGGAGCAGAGUAUCGGUGACAAUUACAUAAAGAUCGAGCGUGGGAACAAUUAAAAAGUUGCACGUGCCGAUUAUGACGCACGUGUCGCGAUAACAACAAUUCCAGACAAAACAAUUUGACGUUAUUAUAGCAGAAACACGCGAGUCCGCGUCGUGUUCAACGAUAACCCUUUAUAAGAAUAGUAUGUAUAAAGUACUUCACAAUCAAGACAUCAAACACGAGUGCUCGCGGUCAAGGGGACUGCAUGCGUAUCCUGAUCACUUCAGGGAACCUAAUAAGCUCUACCUCUAAACCAGCCGUCUGCUAAAUGAACAUUUAAAGGUUCCUGUCCUCUGGUAGGACUCUGUAUAUAGUGUACAUAUCGCUUUUCUAACAAAGGGUCUCGCUCAGAUAAGCCGAGCAAGAUCGAAGGAUCGAACAGUCACGCGGGGAUUUAAAAGGAGUCCAGAGAGCUCGAAAAGAUUGCACUAUACCCACCUUCCCGAUACAUCCGACGCACACCAGACGCACCUAGACCGCACCGGUGAUAUCAAAAAUCGCCCUACAACACUGGAUAAGCCAGAGAAACAGAGAGAAAAAAAUACGAAAAUGAGUACAGUGAAGAAAGAAGCGUCGAACGAUUUCCCUUGGUGGAUGAGGAUCUUCGCUGCAGGCACAGCAGCCUGCAUCGCUGAUCUAGCAACGUUCCCAUUGGACACCGCCAAAGUCAGAAUGCAGAUCGCUGGAGAAAGUCGUCCAAUUCAGUUGGCGGCAACGGAUGGCUCCUUGUUAGCGAUUCGAAACGCGCAGCCAGGAUUAUGGAGGACAGUAGGGAACAUCAUCAAAGUCGAAGGACCAAGGAGCCUGUACGGAGGUCUGUCCGCGGGACUCCAGAGACAGAUGUGUUUCGCCAGCAUACGGUUGGGCCUCUACGACGGGGUGAAGUCACGCUACGCUGGAAUCAUCGACGGUAAUAACAAGAGCGGAUCGAUGGAUAUUUCUGUACGAAUUGCCGCUGGAAUCACGACAGGCGCCUUGGCGGUGCUCCUUGCUCAACCGACUGAUGUCGUCAAGGUUCGCCUACAGGCUGGAAGCAUUGGACGAUCAACGGUGAGAUACAGUUCGACCCUGCAGGCAUACAAGAACAUCGCCUCCCAGGAAGGGACCCGGGGUCUUUGGAAAGGAACCGUUCCUAACAUCUCGAGGAACUGCAUAGUGAACGUGGCAGAGAUCGUCUGCUACGACAUCAUCAAAGACUUCAUCCUGGAGUCUGGCUACCUCAGGGAUGGUAUUCCUUGCCAUUUGUCUGCCGCUGUCACAGCUGGCCUGUGCACAACCCUCGCCGCGAGUCCAGUAGACGUGGUGAAGACUCGAUACAUGAACAGCGCCCCGGGCGAAUACAAAGGCGUCAAGGAAUGCGCUGUUCGUAUGAUAAAGGAGGAAGGUCUGGCAGCCUUUUACAAAGGCUUCGUGCCGAGUUUCACUCGGCUGGUGUCCUGGAACAUCGUUCUCUGGAUCACCUACGAGCAGUUCAAGAUCUACGCGAAGAACAUGAAUCAGUAAACACCGUUCGCCAUGGAACCUCCUCAUCGAUCGUAUAUACACACAUGCAUACACCGUGUUUUAAUCAACUGCAGCUUCAUAAUCUGUACUCUGAUCGUGUAGAUUAGGGAUGGGAGAACGUCUAGGUCGUGUAUUGUUUAGAUUUCGUCGUUUCGAAUAGAAUCUUUGUCUGCUGUCGUUCGUCGUUUCAUCGAUCGUUUCUCCAACUCAUUAUUCGUAUAAUUUUAAGUAGAACUGCAUGUUAUUUUGCAUCGAUUCGUUAGUUCAACUUCGUGUGUAAUAAAUAGAAUUCUUGCCUAUACGUGCCUAAAGGGUGAUGAAUUUUUGAUAGGGAAAGUUAAAUGCUGCUUCUUAGUAUACACUGUUCGCACGAAAAUAGGACUUUUCUUCAGAUUUUAAUUUUAACAAAGACUUAACAUUUACGGUACUUCAUGAUAUUGAUUAGUUUUGUCAUUUCGAUAGCUUUGUUCUGAAUGACGGCAGCCAGUUCUCCCAUCAAUCGUUGUAUCUUUAAUUUUCUUUCCGUAGUUGUGACCGUGCGUGCACUUAAUAUCUGAUAAUUAAUGUUCAUUAACGUUCGUCAUUGGAUAACUUCAACACGGAAGAAAAUUAGCCGUCAAAAAUUAUAAUUGGCCUGUAUCAAAUGAACAGUUCAAAAGUGCACGUACGAUCGGGACAAUUUUAGGAAUCUCUGAAUAAUCCAUAAAGAAACAUUUUGACUAUGUAAGUCAACCUUAGGUAAUCUAAGUAGGCCAAUAGAAAGAACGAAAAUUUUCCCUUAUGGAUAGCUAGUAUUAAAAUUGCGUACGCAUUACGAAACGCCAGACAGACAAUAAGAUUCAACAAAUUUCUUUGAAGAACUUUGCAAGGUUUGUUGAAAAGAGCUACACACCGUAUCGCGAUGAUUUUCUUUUCUAGACUCCGGUUAAUUCUUCGACGUACUGUAACCACGAGCUAAUGAGGAUCCUUCGCUUCGCUAUCAUAUAAUUAUAAUUCUCUUCUUUUUUUUUUAAUUAUGUUAAAUGGGAAUGAUUUAAUAAUCGCUGCUAGAUUUAUAAAAUACGGUCGAAUAGUUCACAAUCUCGUUUCGGGUCAAUUAAUGUUGUACAGGGCACAAUUUUUAUCAAAUUUCUGAUAGAACGAUUCGUAGUCUGUUUUUAAAGGCUAUGUUACCUAUCAUCUAUUGAUGUACGUUUCACAUUAAAGAGUAAUUCUUAACUUAUUAAUUGGGGCUGUGUCACCGUUUGUUUUUUUUUUUUUUUAAUUUACACACGUUCAUUGCCACAGUUUAUCCACGAUAAAAAUGUUCUUGUUUUCUAUGUUGUUUUAGGGAUUUCAAUAUCUCUGAUAUUCGUGGAGGCUGUAAUAGUAGUUGGUAAACCGUACAGUAUUAGUUGAUCGAUACUAUUGUAUUUUAAAAUGCUCAUCGAUUAGACCAGUUUUAGGAUACUAAUUAGUACGAUCCUCGUAGACGAUUAUCAUUAUAAUUCUACGUGAAAUUCGACUGCCUUUGAGUAACAGAAGCUGCAGAAAAGGGACAAAGUUUCCAAGCGAAUGAUAUUUAUUAUCCGAUUUUAAGAAGAAAGUAUUAUUCUCUGUCGUAUACUUUUAUUCUAUAAAAUUCUAUAAAAAUAUAAUUAUAACGAUUUUGUAAAUCGUUUGAUGAUAGCCGUUUCGAAUGACACAGUUUUUUAUGUCGCACAAAGCCAGAAAAUCAUGAGAGUAUCAUAGAAUUCAAUACACCAGCUUUGCCUGAUUAACGUAAAUUGACACGAUUUAGGGUGUUCGACGAUAGAUCGCAGGUCGAACUAUCUUUUGUCAAGCUUAUCAAAAAUUUACACAACAGAUCGACUGACUAUUUCUAUCGCCUACUAACUUUACACAUUUUUAUGCCAUAGAAAAAGUUCUCGUUUGUUCGUCGAUUCUAUAGUUUAAUCUCAGCUUUUUCGCUAGAUUCUUUUUUUCUUCAAUUUACACCCACACGUUUCCAUUUCGAACACCUUCUAUUUUGCCGCUUUAAGAGUGUCUCCCCACGAGGCUUUAGAUUUAUCGUAAGCACCGAUCCAGUGUAUGUACCGCUUAUAAAGCUUAUAUUAAAAAUGAGCAACGCGAUAAACGACCCGAAUUUGCCAAACUUCGUAGUGAUCUAUGCACUAAUUACUUUGUAGAACAAUGAAAUCGAUUAAUCACCAUGUCGAAUAUGGUUAACGCUUUGACUGCCACAGUAGUGAGAUACAUUAUUAAGGUAAUUUUAAGCUUUCAGUUUAACAUCUCGCAUUCCCUUUUCCAUUAUUAAUUAUUCGAUUACAAAUUUUAGGCGUCGAUCUUAAGUGACUACGAUGGUAGUCAACGCGUUAAGAUUUUAAGAAUACCCGGAAGAUAGGGAUAAAAAUGAAAAUGAACAUCAGUUUGAAUCAGUAGCCUUUAUUUUUCAUGAUCACAUUUGAUAAAUUACCGUAUGCACAAAGUAAACAGCGAAAAGGGAAAGGAAAAUUUCGUUUUCCAGAUGAUUAUAACAGUUUCGAAUAUUUGUCAAACUGGUUAGUUUGCGAUCUUCUUAUUGCCUGAAUUAUUUCUGUUAAUUAUUAACAUUCCUCCCGAACGAAGUUCACAAAUUCCGGUUACAGGGAAUAUACACGUUCGUAUGUUAACGAUCUCUCCUGCUCGUCCGUGAUGCUCAAAUUUAAUCGAAGUUUCAAUAUAUAAAAGACGGAUGACGCGUACGUUUUCGAAGUUGUAUACAAAACGGCGCUUCGGUUCUAGGUAGGAUUCUCCGUAGAAUUAGCUUGACAUUUGUUACGGGUUUGAAAUAAAAAUUCUUCAAAGUGUGCAGAA